Apis dorsata (giant honeybee) is the source of this 2331-nucleotide messenger RNA. Its product is annotated as RNA-binding protein 38-like. Gene Ontology annotation, cellular component: cytosol. Gene Ontology annotation, molecular function: RNA binding. The record is from RefSeq and is a predicted model, not a curated record. NCBI's taxonomy places the organism in Eukaryota, Metazoa, Arthropoda, Insecta, Hymenoptera, Apidae.
UGUGCGCGUAUGAAAAUAUCGCCAAUUGUAAAGGACACCGUCCGUUACCACGUACGUGUCAUCAACAGUGUUCGCGUUAAUAAUUAUCGUUCGUAAAUCGUAUCAAAUCUCAGGGAAUACCUACUUCAAUCUAGUAUUAAUGAAUAAAAUUUCUUCGUAACGCGAACGACUGUUGAACGUGUGCAACCGUUAAAUUUUGUAAUUUCGGUUUCAUCGUCGUUAAAUUAUUUUUACUGUUAGAAGGAUAUCCGUAUUGUUGGUGUGAAUCUUUUCUUAUUGGUGCGUUUGGGAUUAAAAAAACAAGUUCAGUGCAUCGGAAGAAGACAGUGCUUCGAAAAAUUAGAGAUAACCCGAAUCGAGAAUCAUCAUUUUUGUCUAAAUGGUGGUAAGCCUGUGACGUGAUUAACUGUUGACCAAAGUACCAGAGAAAGGUGUCAAAAUUGAGCAGGUCGUCCUCCCGUCCGGCGGUGAUCUCGCCAAAAUUUGGAGGAUGUUGAUGCCCGGUGCUGCUGGCCUCAGUGCCGUAGGCGCGGUGGGCGCCGUUGGGGCGCCAGGGCCGGACGAGUUGGUUUCGGGCCUUGGCGCUUUGGCAGGCACUACGCCUCAACAGAAAGAUACCACUUGGACGAAACUUUUCGUCGGCGGUUUACCGUAUCACACCACCGACAAGAGUCUCAGGGAACAUUUCAACGUGUAUGGGGACAUCGAGGAGGCAGUGGUCAUUACCGAUAGGCAGACCGGCAAAAGUAGAGGUUAUGGUUUCGUGAUCAUGGGAGACAGGCCAGCGGCGGAGAGGGCGUGCAAAGACCCGAACCCCAUAAUCGACGGCCGCAAAGCAAACGUCAACUUGGCGAUUCUUGGAGCUAAGCCCAGGGGUAAUCUGCAAGCGACAUUCCCGUUCGCUGCUGGCAUUCGAGCUGGAUACCCCGCUGUUCUUCCCGGCCAAUAUGGGGUGCCACCAGGUUACGUGUACCAGUCACCAUACCUGGCGGCUGCCGCGCCAGGUGGUUUGGUACCGCUUCCGGCCACGCAGUUGACCCACGCGGCUGCCAUGGCUGCGGCGUCGCAGUUCUACGAGUAUCAGAACGUUGCCGCGGCGGCCGCCACUUACCCGGGGACGUCGUACAAUUUCGCCGAGGCCUAUCCUUAUACCAGCGCAGCCGCUGCUGGUAUGUGUUUGAAAAGUGUCCAGAGCAAGGACAGCAACGGGCUGAUACACCACCACCAGCAGCACAACGGCAGCAGCCCUGCGGUGCUGGCACACCAACGAUUGGAGAAAGCUCUCCUGCCUCCAUUUCUGCCGUCCGUGCUGCGUAGCAACGCGAAUGCAGCGGCAGCGAGUUACGUGACACCAUACACGUAUGCAACGCUACCAGGUGCAGCGGCAGGAUUACCAGCAGCAGCGGCUGCAGGNNNAGCGGCGGGCGCAGCCUUCCCAGGACUACCGUAUCAAACGACGCCUCAGGAAGCAAGAUUGCAAUAGAAGUUGAAUGAAUUGCCGCGAGGUGGAGGUUCGGUGCACACCAAUUGUUCCGCCAACGUUAAAAAAAAAAAAAAAGAAAAAAGAAAAAAGAAAAAAGAAAGAAAAAAGAAUACGCAAAACUUAAUCCUCGCCGCCGUAUAUAUACGUGUUUGGUCUUCGCCUGUCUCUUCGCGUCGAUUCUUUUCUUUUCCAAAGCUUCUUCCUUUCUCCGAGAGGGGGCAGAGUUACUAGUCGGCGCGAUUCCAUUCCGCACGAGAGAAGAAGCCAUUGUCUCAAACGUUUUCGUAGCUGUAGCCAGCUCACCGUUCUCACGAGUUUAAUUUUGGAAACGACGUACCGACCGAGAGACAGAGAAAACGAGGAAGCUUCGUUGGAUACGGCCCCACUCAGGAUCGAUGGUUCGAUCAUUUCUUAACCUAACUUAACCUUUAAUCUUCCCCACUUUAAUUCUUCCUUUCCACGUUCUCCUUUAUAGGGCCAAACUUGGCACGCUCGGCCAAUAUAUCUUCGAAGUAUACAUGACGAAUACGUAAAAUAAUUGUCGUUAGCGUUUACGAUUAUUUAUAACCGAUGGAGCACGACGGGCAAUAGAGGCUUUCAAUAGAACGAUUUAGAAACGUCGGAUUCUUUGUACAUUUACUUAUUAUCGCAUCGAUCGCGCAUGAUUAAUAACGAUGAAAUUUGUAAUGUAUCAUUUAAGAUACGUUCGAACGAAGUGAAUUACUCGCUACAUUAGGUGGAAUCGAAAGACUGAUCCGUAUUCAGAAUUGAUAUUGCUUAAAACGUGUGUAUUUUUACGAGAAAGUAAUUGUUGAUUAUUGGCAUAUAUCGGCAAUAAGUUUUGGAAG